AUGGCCGUCUGCUGCCCCACACCUGAUGGUGAGCCGCGGCUGCACACUACAAGCAGUCUCUACAUCUACAUCUACAUUUAUACUCCUACGCGUGCGCAGCAGCAAGCCGUGCUGGCGCGCGCAUCAGCCGCCCUGCGCUGCCUCGCCCUGCCGGAAGAGGCGCGCCGGCUGGUGGCUCGCCUCUACGCACACACGCACCCGCGGCACGGCUGGGAGGUAACGGAUUUGGCAACAGAGCUGCGCAGUGCGCCAACGCCGAGCCAGCUGCGCUUCAUGCGGCGCGCGUGCGCGGUGAUGGACGCGAACGCGUUCGAGGUGAGCGCGGACGUGCGCGGCCUGUACCCGCUGUCGGCCAUGAUGAACAACGAGUGCUCGCCCAACACGACGCACGGCUUCGACGAGAGCCACGCCAUGGUGGUGCGCGCAGCUGUCGACAUCCCGGAGGGCCGCGAGCUCACCAACUCGUACACGCCGCUGCUGUGGGGCACGCCGGCCCGACAGAGGCACCUGCAGCUCACCAAGCACUUCCUCUGUCGCUGCGAGCGCUGCAAAGACCCCCAGGAGUUCGGGUCUCUGCUGUCUGCGCUGCGCUGCGGGCGCGGCGGCUGCCCAGGCGCCAUAGUGAGCGAGGACCCACUGGACACUGGGUCUCCGUGGCGCUGCGGCGCUUGCGGCCGGCAGCUGGGUGCGGCCAAGGCGCGCGCCACGUUAGCAGCCCUGGGGGCGGUGCUGGCCAGGGUGGACACGGGCAGUCCCGAGGCGGUGGCCGCGCGCUUCCGCUGCCCAGUGCUGGCCCAGCUGCUGCACCCCUCCAACCAGGUCGCCGUCGAGCUCAAGAGCUGCCUCGUCUGGCACUUCGGACACUCCGCCGGCUACACCUGGCGAGAGCUGUCGGACGACCAGCUGAGCUGGAAGGAGGCAGCGUGCGGUGAACUUCUGGGGCUGUUAGGGCAGCUGCGCGCGGGCCGCACCAGGCUAACAGGUCUGCUGAUGCUGGAGCUGAGCUGCACCCUGGAAGAGAAGCUGAGGAGACAACAGGGGGAGGCUGAUACCGCAUUACGCGCCCAGGUGCGGACACUCAUUGCAGAUGCUGUGGCUGCGAGUUACUAUAGCCGACUUAGCAGGCUUUCUUAUUUUUGGAAUUCCCCACAAUCAAGACAUGUACGAUAG
Molecule: messenger RNA, 1170 nt
Organism: Schistocerca nitens (vagrant locust)
Lineage: Eukaryota; Metazoa; Arthropoda; Insecta; Orthoptera; Acrididae
Product: SET domain-containing protein SmydA-8-like
Exons: 6
Coding region: 1-1170 (389 amino acids)
Molecular function (GO): protein binding
Source: RefSeq, a predicted model, not a curated record